UUGUCGUCUGUAUGGUCUUUUCAACGUUGUAUUCACAUGGAAUCAACGUGCGAAAGUUUCGUUGUCCAGGAAUCAAAUGCGCAGAUCGCUGACUGACAAAAGUAAAUGCACGGUUGGAGUAGAAAAUGGCAAUUGACAUGUGGUUCUGAGAAGACACUCCGCUUAUACCUUCUGUCUACGACGCAGUACGGAUCAUCCCCCCACCGCCUCAUACAUCGCUAUAGAUAUUUCCUACUUUCCCAAAUUCCUUUGUUUAUGCCCCCGUAGCUCCACCAUUUGUGCUGCUAGAGGGAACACCUACAACUGGAGAAAGAAGAGGAAAAUCCAUUUCCAUGGGUAUCUUCAGCUUCGAAGCUCGGUAUCUUGAUUCUUGCAAGAGGCAUGAGGUGCUGCCCAACUCUGCAGUGUUGUCCUGGUUUUCUAAGGCCAAGAUCCAAAACUCCAACUAUGCAAAAUGUAGCAUAGUGAUUUCAUUAGACCAGCUAAAAGAUGCUGAUAUAUCCUCACUGAUUGAUGUCUUUAUGGCAACCGACUCCUCUGAGAUUGAUGCAGUUGACAUACUUCAUGAAUCACAUUGUGUCUUGAGUAAAGAAAACGUUACAGCUUUGAUGAAUGUGAUCGAUCAAAAGCUCCGUAUCGUCGAUUUCCUGGAUAUGUCAUUGGGGAAGGACGUUUUAUGGGAUAUCUGCCAGUAUGGCUUGGCCUGUGAAGUCUUGAAUUUGAGGUCUCUCCAUAUCGAAAAACUCGACAUGGUUGGAGUAUUUAUGCGGUUACACACCCUUAAUCUGGAUUUUUGUACUUCCCUCUCUGGUUUACAGAAGGACUGUUUUUCUUGCAUGCCAUAUCUGAUGCGCCUCUCAAUGUGUGAAACGAGAGUUGCUAAUCUCUGGACAACUGCUGCUGCCCUGUCAAAACUUCCUUCUUUGGUGGAACUGCGGUUUCAAAAUUGUUUACGUUGCAAGGACACUGGACCAUGUCCUGCAUUGUCUGGUGAUAAAGCUAGGAUUCAUAUUCCUGAGAGAACUCCCUUGAUUAUGGGUCAUUACAACGAGGUACCGUCUACUGAUACUGGAGAUGCUGCAUGUCAUGUUUUGUGCACAAAAGAAACAGGCAGAGACCUACUCUGUCUUGAUGAUUCAAAAAUAAAUUGUGAGAUCCACAGCAUGACUGAUAAUUUUUCAGAGAAAAGUGAAGUAAAACUUUCAAGUUACCUGAAAGAAAUGUGUUUGUUAGAAGUAUCUGCUACCCUUCCUGAUUUGAAUGGACAGGCCAAAGUGGAGAGUGAGAUUCAAGACAACGGUGAGUUUGCUAGGAGUUUUCAAAAGCAACACCUGACAAAUGGCACUAUGACAACCACCUAUGAUUCUCAUCAUCCGUCACCCAUAUGCUUUGAGAAAAAUUAUAGAGACUACAUCAUUUCUUCAUUGCCUCAUUUAGAAGUUUUAGAUAAUGUCCCUAUCAGAAAGGUGGACAGGGAAUUGGCCAAGGGUAUCUGUUCAAAAUACUAUGAGCAGUUACCUUACAGACGGCGGCACAAGGAAAGUGUUGUUCAUGUUUUGGAUAAUCGUGAAAUGAGAACGAGUGGCAUUUACUUCCAAAAACCUUUCAAGCCAAAACUCCUAUAUCCUUACAGAAAUGGUCAACAUUUUUUCUUGAGGUCCCUUAGUGCUGCCAAACUUGGGUCUUCUGCUUGGCCGCUGUUACAUUCAGUGUCUAACUUUAGCCACAUACUUAAAGAAGAAAGCAAAAGGCUUCGUCCAAGGCAGUUUGAGUAUAAUCCAUCCAACUCCAGUCUUAUGGCUUUUGGAACUCUGGAUGGCGAAGUGGUUGUUAUCAACCAUGAAAGUGGAAAACUUGUUAGUUAUAUCCCAUCCACUGGAGCAAUGAACAGCGUAUUGGGGUUGUGUUGGCUCAAGAAGCAUCCAUCCAAGCUUGUUGCCGGUUCUGACAAUGGUUCCUUGAGGUUGUUUGACAUCAAUCAUAUGCCACCAAAAGUUACAGAAACCUGUUGCCGUUCUGCUACAGUAACUUUUGAUGAUUUUGAGCAAUUGACUUCCCUUCAUGUCAACUCGACGGAUGAUCAGUUUCUUGCCAGCGGGUACACAAAAAAUGUUGCUCUAUAUGACAUAUGCAGUGGAAAACGUUUGCAAUUGUUCACUGACAUGCAUCGAGAACCAAUUAAUGUGGUUAAGUUUGCACACCAUUCCCCCUUUCUAUUUGCUACUUCAUCAUUUGACCGUGAUGUCAAGAUGUGGGAUUUGAGACAGAACCCAGUGCGGCCUUGCUAUACAGCUUCAAGCUCUAGAGGAAAUGUGAUGCUUUGCUUUUCUCCUGAUGACCUCUAUUUGCUUGUUUCGGCUGUUGACAAUGAGGUUAAACAAAUUCUGGCAGCUGACGGGAGGCUAUGCAUAAAUUUUGAGAUUGCUUCAAGCGGAAGUGCUCAUAAUUAUACACGUUCCUAUUACAUAAAUGGACGGGACUAUAUUAUCAGUGGGAGUUGUGAUGAACAUGUUGUCCGCAUAUGCUGUGCUCAAACUGGAAGACGACUCAGGGAUGUCCAUUUAGAGGAUAACAACUCAGGAAAAUCUAUGUUUGUGCAGUCCUUGAGGGGCGAUCCGUUUAGGGAAUUUCACAUGAGUGUCUUAGCAGCCUCUAGGCAAACAAGCUCAAAAUGGGAGAUCAUAAAGGUCAACUUGCUUGCUUCCAGUCACUAUGCUGAAGAAUCUUCUUCCAAACAACGUUGUGGUCCUUCCUACGAUUUCGGAGGAUGAUGUAUCAACCUUUCUCACACGGUAUUUGUACAUAAUGCAGGUGCAUAUGCCUAUAUGCUUGGGAGUUUUGGGUUAAUGCUUGAAAGAAGUCUGCUCUAAAAUUGUUGGUGUGGCCGUGCUUCCUUGCGAGCUUUUGUAUGUUCUUGUUCCUCUAGCCAGCAUACUCGGCGGCUGAAUUCAGUGUUGUAAAUCUCAUUAAACUCUUGUUUCAGUCAUAAGUUUCACGCUAGAAAAUAAAAAAUUAGAUGAAGUUUGACGGUUU
Juglans microcarpa x Juglans regia is the source of this 3033-nucleotide messenger RNA. RefSeq lists its product as uncharacterized. The transcript has 10 exons. Bases 333 to 2771 code for a protein of 812 amino acids. Gene Ontology annotation, biological process: cellular response to UV-B. Gene Ontology annotation, cellular component: Cul4-RING E3 ubiquitin ligase complex. Gene Ontology annotation, molecular function: protein binding. NCBI's taxonomy places the organism in Eukaryota, Viridiplantae, Streptophyta, Magnoliopsida, Fagales, Juglandaceae. The record is from RefSeq and is a predicted model, not a curated record.